ACGCACAAACUCCCUCACACAGGCGGUUGGCCUUCAACCCUGCGGCAUUUCCUAGACCGGCUCACCUCAGCGAGCGCGCCCGGGUCGGUGUGUGGGGUAGAGGGAAAGAAAGAGAAGGCGGGAAACCCGGCCUGCUCCGGAGGGAGGAGAGGAGCCCCGGCCCGGGUGGAGGAUGGCGGUCAGUCUGGAUAAAGAGGCCUAUUACCGGCGGGUCAAGCGGAUGUACAGUAACUGGAAGAAAGGUGAAGAGGAGUUUUCCGACGUUGAUGCCAUUGUAGUUUCGGUGGGAGUGGAUGAGGAGAUUGUGUAUGCCAAGUCUACUGCCCUACAGACAUGGCUUUUUGGAUAUGAGUUAACAGACACCAUAAUGGUAUUUUGUGAGGACAAGAUUAUUUUUAUGGCCAGCAAGAAGAAAGUUGAAUUCCUGAAGCAAAUUGCAAACACAAAGGGCAAUGAGAAUGCAAAUGGCACUCCAGCUAUCACACUGCUUGUUCGAGAGAAGCAAAAUGAAAGUAACAAGGCUAGCUUUGAUAAGAUGGUAGAAGCAAUUAAUGGCAGCAAGAAAGGAAAGCGCAUUGGUGUUUUUACCAAAGACAAAUUCCCAGGCGAUUUCAUGAAAAGUUGGUAUGACUGCCUGAAUAAAGAGGGUUAUGAAAAGGUAGAUCUUAGUGCUGCUGUAGCUUACACAAUUGCUGUGAAGGAAGACGGGGAAUUAAAUCUAAUGAAGAAGGCAUCUUUAAUUACCUCUGAUGUCUUUAACAAGUUCUUUAAAGAACGGGUCAUGGAGAUUGUGGAUGCUGAUGAGAAAGUACGGCACAGCAAGCUGGCAGAGUCUGUAGAGAAAGCCAUAGAAGAUAAAAAGUAUUUGGGUGGUACUGAUCCUUCUACUAUUGAAAUGUGCUACCCUCCUAUAAUCCAGAGCGGUGGAAAUUAUAAUCUCAAAUUUAGUGUGGUCAGUGACAAAAACCACAUGCACUUUGGGGCAGUCACAUGUGCCAUGGGUGUUCGCUACAAAUCAUACUGUUCCAAUCUAGUGCGGACACUUAUAGUGGAUCCCACACAGGAGAUGCAGGACAACUACAACUUCUUGUUAAAGUUGCAGGAGGAUCUGUGCAAGGAACUCAAGCAUGGUUCAAAAAUUGGUGAGGUCUAUCAUGCUAUUAUGGAUCAGGUUAAGAAGCAGAAACCAGAACUGAUGAGCAAGAUCACCAAAAACCUUGGCUUUGCCAUGGGCAUAGAGUUUCGGGAAGGUUCUCUUGUGAUCAACAGUAAGAAUCAAUACAAACUAAAGAAAGGUAUGGUAUUCAGCAUUCACUUGGGACUUUCUGAUCUUCCAAACAAAGAAGGGAAGAAGCAAGAGGAGAAGACUUAUGCCUUGUUUGUUGGGGACACCGUGCUUGUGAAUGAGGAGGGACCAGCAUCUGUUCUUACCAGUGUUAAGAAGAAAGUGAAGAAUGUGGGCAUCUUCCUAAAGAAUGAAGAGGAGGAGGAAGAGGAAGAGAACGAUGAAGCGGAGGAUCUCUUGGGCAGAGGAGCCAGAUCCGCUGCAGUAAUCACUGAAAGGACCAGAAAUGAAAUGACGGCAGAGGAGAAAAGACGCACCCAUCAAAAAGAACUUGCAGCCCAGUUAAAUGAGGAAGCGAAGAGGAGGUUAACAGAGCAGAAGGGAGAACAGCAGACAAUGAAAGCUCGCAAGUCUAAUGUCUCUUACAAAAACCCAUCUCAAAUGCCAAAAGAAUCAGAGAUCCGGGAGAUGAAACUUUAUAUAGAUAAGAAGUACGAGACUGUAAUUAUGCCUGUUUUUGGCAUUGCUACCCCGUUCCAUAUUGCCACCAUAAAGAAUAUCAGUAUGUCAGUUGAAGGUGAUUAUACUUACCUCCGAAUCAACUUCUACUGCCCAGGCAGUGCCCUAGGGCGCAAUGAAGGAAACAUAUUUCCCAACCCUGAUGCCACAUUUGUAAAGGAAAUAACCUAUCGAGCCUCCAAUAUGAAGACCCCAGGUGAAACAUCUGUGCCAUCACUAAACUUGCAGAAUGCUUUCCGCAUAAUAAAGGAAGUGCAGAAACGAUAUAAGACCCGGGAGGCAGAAGAAAAAGAGAAAGAGGGCAUCGUCAAACAAGAUUCUCUCGUAAUCAACCUCAAUCGUAGCAAUCCCAAACUGAAAGACCUUUAUAUCAGGCCAAACAUUGCCCAGAAGAGAAUGCAGGGCUCUCUUGAAGCCCAUGUAAAUGGUUUUCGCUUCACGUCUGUUAGAGGAGACAAAGUGGAUAUUUUAUACAAUAACAUCAAACAUGCACUUUUCCAGCCGUGUGAUGGAGAGAUGAUUAUUGUACUUCAUUUUCAUCUUAAGAAUGCCAUAAUGUUUGGAAAGAAGAGGCAUACAGAUGUCCAGUUCUAUACAGAAGUUGGAGAGAUCACAACAGAUCUUGGAAAACACCAGCACAUGCAUGACCGAGAUGAUCUUUAUGCUGAACAGCUGGAGCGUGAAAUGAGACACAAGUUGAAAACUGCGUUCAAGAACUUUAUUGAAAAGGUUGAAUCUCUCACUAAAGAGGACCUUGAAUUUGAGGUUCCUUUUAGAGACUUAGGGUUUAAUGGAGCUCCCUACAGAAGUACCUGCCUCUUGCAACCCACCAGCAGUUCUCUAGUCAAUACUACCGAGUGGCCACCAUUUGUAGUAACUUUAGAUGAAGUGGAACUUGUGCACUUUGAGAGAGUCCAGUUUCACCUGAAGAAUUUUGAUAUGGUCAUAGCCUACAAGGAUUACAGUAAGAAGGUUACAAUGAUCAAUGCCAUUCCUGUGGCAUCACUUGAUCCAAUCAAGGAGUGGUUAAACUCUUGUGAUCUCAAAUAUACAGAAGGUGUUCAGUCGCUGAACUGGACUAAAAUUAUGAAGACUAUCGUGGAUGAUCCUGAGGGGUUCUUUGAACAGGGUGGUUGGUCCUUCCUUGAACCAGAGGGCGAGGGAAGUGAUGCAGAGCAUGCAGGUUCAGAGUCUGAAGUAGAAGAUGAGACCUUCAACCCAUCUGCUGAUGAAGUUGAAGAGGAGGAGGAGGAUAGUGAUGAGGAUUAUUCUGAUGAGUCGGAAGACUCUGUUUACAGUGAAGAAUCCUUGGGUACUGAUGAAGAGAGUGGGAAGGACUGGGAUGAACUGGAAGAGGAAGCCAGGAAAGCUGACCGCGAGAGCCGUUAUGAUGAGGAGGAGGAGCAGCAGCAGCAGCAAAGCAGAACUAAGAGGAAGAGUCACGGACAUACUCCCGCCCCAGCAAAAAGGAGGAAGAAGUAACAUUUUCAGCUCUUCUAUCCCAUCCACUCAUACUUAUUUUUUUUUACUUUGGAGAAAAUCCCCAGUUCAACUCAUUCCUCCCCCUAUUCUGACGUUCUUGCCUUUCCUACACCUUAUCCUGUGAGUCUGAGGUGCAUCGGUUUUGCUUUGCUGCUACAGACUGCUGUGAUGCUAUGUGAUGGUUUAAUGGACCAAUAAGGCAUUGUUUUAUUACUAAUUGUCCUCUUACCUUUGAACUGGACUGAUCGCAGAGUAGAAACCAUCAUGAAUUUCCAUGGCACACAAGAGAUGGCCCACCAGUCUCCAGAAGGAUUUGUCAUUGUAUCUAUACACCCUUUCACUUCUACAUGGACUAUGAUGCUGUGACGUUUGUGGGUGAAGGUUGCACUGCCAGCCUGUGUGGUUGGUUGUGUGCCUGUUUAACCGCUGUGCAUUUGACCAAUCUCUUUGCCUCAUCUAAUAGCUUGCCCAUUCUCUUAUUUCCUGUGUUGCUCUGUUAGGAUUUCCAGUAAUUUACUUUUUAUUUGCAAAAUAUUUUUGUUUAAAAGUAUGCAGUCUGUUGUCAUUCUCCUCGCUGCUUUUCCCUUUACUGUGACAUUUGGCUCUUCUCCACUGCCAAGGUGACUUUUUUCCCCCUGAAUUUCCUUUUUUCAAUUUCAGCUUUCUCCUUUUUGGUUCUCUAUAGCAGUGAGGUGUAAAUGAUGUUUUUCAGACUUUGGAGAAAUGUAAACAAAUAAAAAAUGUUUUUGUACCUUUUUUUUCCCCGUUUGCAAUUUUUUGAGAUUUCUGUGGUAGAUGCAGAGCAUUUUUACUAAACACUUGGAUUGUGUUGAGCAACACUUGUAAAUGACACCUGGAUUGUUAAGUCCUGUUCUAAGACAAUAAAAUAAGAUUCCUCAGGGAUACUACUACA
This is a messenger RNA of Rana temporaria (common frog), 4199 nucleotides long. RefSeq names its product SPT16 homolog, facilitates chromatin remodeling subunit (gene SUPT16H). The coding region runs from base 173 to 3286 and encodes 1037 amino acids. Gene Ontology annotation, cellular component: FACT complex. The transcript is spliced from 26 exons. Gene Ontology annotation, molecular function: nucleosome binding. The record is from RefSeq and is a predicted model, not a curated record. Lineage: Eukaryota; Metazoa; Chordata; Amphibia; Anura; Ranidae. Gene Ontology annotation, biological process: positive regulation of transcription elongation by RNA polymerase II; transcription elongation by RNA polymerase II.